AUGACUUUUGAGUUUGCCACCAUUAAGGGCGUCUGCGGUGGGUUUAGGUAUAAUUCCUCUCUGACCUUCCCCACCCUGAGAAGCAUAGCCAAGUUCCCCUUAAUAGCCAAUCAUGACCUGGCCCUUAGCGCCAGUAACUGCCCUAAUAACACCCUUAAGAGCCUUCUCUCCACCCAGUGGUUCUUCCGCGAGGAAGGGUCCUUCUGGGUGGCUGCUGGACUGAUGGUCAAGGUGUUUGAGAUUCUCACCGUCCAGGCUGUCCUAGUCAUGCAAUGGAACCCUAAGGUGGAGAUUGGGAUCUUUAGUCUGGCCACCGCCAGUAUUCCUGGAGGCAAAACAACAAAGAAAUUCGCGCAUGUCAAGCUAGGCGUGAUCGCCACCCUCAGCUUCCGAACAGGAGUGCUGAAAAUUGAAGAUGACCCUUCCUCAGACCCGUCAGUGACCAGAAACCCAUCUGCUCUCCUUGACGGAACUGAGAAAAAAACAGUUAAUCUGGCAAUGGGCAUGCAUCUCAGGCAACCUUCUCCUUUGCAGUCCAGGGACAGGACCGUCCCGUUCGACGUGGAAGCUUUCCAGAUCCAAACUCUGCACAGCGAAAAACAAAUAGCGCUCCCAAAUAAGCCCACUGCUGCGUUUGAACCUGUCCAACCGCGGGGAAACCAAUGGGACGAGCUCAAGAAGGUGUUCGGCGAAAAGGAAGAGUCAGCAACGCUAACUGUUAAUCUUUGGAAGUCGCUCGGGCUGGCGAAACUUGGAUGGACCGAGAAGAAGAUCACGACUGCUGCAGGCGGUUUAAGCGGGGCUAAACCAACAAAAAUUGUGAAAGAUUUGCCAAAGUACUAUCCGCACCCGCCUAUGCUGAGUGGGAAAUAG
This is a messenger RNA of Aspergillus udagawae, 873 nucleotides long. RefSeq lists its product as uncharacterized. The transcript has 2 exons. The record is from RefSeq and is a predicted model, not a curated record. NCBI's taxonomy places the organism in Eukaryota, Fungi, Ascomycota, Eurotiomycetes, Eurotiales, Aspergillaceae. Bases 1 to 873 code for a protein of 290 amino acids.